Molecule: messenger RNA, 1955 nt
Organism: Coccomyxa subellipsoidea C-169
Lineage: Eukaryota; Viridiplantae; Chlorophyta; Trebouxiophyceae; Coccomyxaceae
Exons: 6
Coding region: 310-1422 (370 amino acids)
Biological process (GO): nucleosome assembly; regulation of DNA-templated transcription
Cellular component (GO): nucleolus
Molecular function (GO): DNA binding; histone binding
Source: RefSeq, a predicted model, not a curated record
GCACGAUAUAUAUUGCAGCUGUUGAAUUACUGCUGGUCUCUCUGGAUUAUAAUAAACUUAUUGUACGUUGUUUUGGUAUUGCACGGCGAGCUUUUUACCUGUGAUCGACUGGACCAAAUCUGCACCUUGCUGCUGUAGUCGCUACUGGUAUCAUAUAUCGUGAUGAAUUUGGCUCUGUAGUAGCAUAUGUAGAGCAGCAGGAUUGCUGCAAUAGAGGAAACGUUGGUUAAUCGACGCCUCCACCGUGCAUUGGAAGUGCCGGUCAGGCGGACUGACGUUCAGCAGGGCACCUGUAUUGAGAAAAUAAGCAUGGACGACGCCGUUGACGCAAGGCGAGCCAGAUUGUCAAACAUGAAGUCGUUCUUUGGAGGCAAGGCAUGCACAAGGGAGGCCUGCGCGAUCCGCAGCCUAAGGCCUGAAGCGCCGUCUGCUGCCCCCAGCAAAGCUCCUGGUGUGCAGAGGAAGGCAGCUGGCAGCAGCACAGCCGGCAGCAAGACAGCCACCAAAGGCACUCAGCCUAGAAAGGCUGCCCCGGCUGCGCAGAAGCGGCGCCGCAGCCAUUAUGCAGACUUCAGCGAACUCGACGACGAUACCCCUGGGCCCAGCGCGCCUUCCACCCGCAUUCCCACAGCGGGCGAGCGUGCUCUGGCGGCAGUGGAAGCCGUGGAGCGAAUGCGGCAGCAGAAGUCCGGCGCGCGGCCGCAGCCGGCUCCCUCGCCGCAGACGGCGCGUUACGGCGGCGGGCCGCCCGCGGCUGCCGCGGCAGCCGGCAACGGCCGGCCAUCUUCUCGGCCGGCGGCGGCGGCGCAGAAAACGAAGGUGGUGCAUUCGCGGUCAAAGUUCGGUGCUGGAGCCCGCGGAGAUGCUCUCCCUCCACAGGAGAGGAUGAAGGGGCUGACAGAACGGCAGAAGGCCGACAUGGUAAUGCAGAGGAUGCAGGCCAGCAGCAUCAGCAGGCAAAAGGCAUCUCAGACCUCCUCAUCCACAGUCAGCAAGCAGCACCGACCAUCACCUCUACCUAGCAGUGGUGUGCAACGUCCACUGCCCAGCAAUGGGCGGCCGGGCAGCGCCGACGGACAGCCGCCGCGGCUGAAGAGGGGCAGGGAGCCAGAUUUGGACAAUGACUACGACAGCGAUUUUGUGGCGAGCGACGACGAUGUCGGUGAGGACUGGCACUCAGCGCUGCGCAGCCUCACCGGCUACGACCCGCGCAAGUUCAACCCUGCAGACGACAGAGAUGACAGGCGGAUGGUGGCGAGCAAAAGGGAGAUAGAGGCAGAGGAGCGGCGGUCUAAGCGGCUGGGGGUAGAGGAAGAUCGCGCAGAGGAAGCACGCGAAGCGCAGCGCGCAUCACUGAAAGCAGCUCGCAAGGAGAAGGCUGGCCGCGCCAGAAAAGGCGCAGCUGCAUUCCUGGACGACUGAUUGGCUGCAGUAUAUGCAUGCUUUGAGAUUUCUCAGGAGGAAGGUGUACUGUGGCUCCGUUUAAAAAAUGGCUGCAUGCAUGUUUGGCAGGAGACUGGCAUUGCUGACAUGCAUCGUUUGCCGGUCUCUCAUUCCAAAUUGUGAACUGUGGACAAUGUCCUCGCAGUUGCUUCUAAGAGACACUGAUGUUGACAGCAAUGCUUGGCAUUAGAACAUAGCUGGUCAAGAGCACACUGUUGAUCAAGGGUUUUUGCAUCAAGAGCAUGCCUCCCACCAACACCAGAUUCUAGCUCCACUGUGUUGUCAGACGAUGCGAUUGGCCUGAUAGAUUACGUGACGAAGUAAUAUCAAUUCGGAACUUUCAAGAUUUACAAAUCUCGGCUGAGCCGGCUCGCUAUGUUCGGAGAUUUAUUUCCUGCGUGUAUCUAUCGAAAAUGACGAGGCAGAGCAUUUUCAAGUCUUUCCGAAAACAGCUGUUUGGGAGAAGGCAAAAAUCUGAGAGUACUGAGAGGUGUAGCGGUUGGGAAACAUUG